Oldenlandia corymbosa var. corymbosa is the source of this 4033-nucleotide messenger RNA. NCBI's taxonomy places the organism in Eukaryota, Viridiplantae, Streptophyta, Magnoliopsida, Gentianales, Rubiaceae. The record is from the annotation of a GenBank genome assembly.
GUAUAAUUCAUAUGUACUAGUGUUAUAUAUUAUUUAUAUAUACUUGUAUUAUGUAGUACAUUAAUACUAUUACCCACUAUAGAUCAAUGGCACUAGUGCUACUUAUUACUGUUAAAUCUGUUAAUCAUUAGAUAUUAUUAUUAGUUCAGUAUAGUUCAUCUGUACUAAUUUUAUGUACUUUUUAAGCAAAUAAUCGAAUUUCCAGAAUUCGAGUUAAGCAAAAAAAAUGGAUUUUCAAAAUCAGGUCAUAGGAUUUAGGGUUUAGUUUCGGAUUUUCUAAAUUCGAAUUUAUUUCAAACUCAGAUUACGAGAAUCCGAGAUUAGCUUAAACUCGGAUUUCUAAAAUUCGACUUUUAGGGUUUAGGGUUUAGUUACGGAUUUCCCAAAUCCGAUUUUAGUUUAAACUCAGAUUUUCAACUAAAAAUUGGAUUUUCAAUAUCCGAUUUAGUUCAAAAUGUUGGAUUUUAGGGUUUAGGGUUUAGUUUAAUGUGCCUUGUGUGAGUAUGAGCACUACCCGGGUAAACGCAAAUCCGAAAGUUGUUUUUUUCUAAACAACUCAUAUUUUUCAAAUUCGAGAGUAAGAACAAAGAGGCUCGGAUUAUCGAAACCCGAGUCUCUUCCCUUUUAUUUUUAACACUUAGAUUUUUUUUUCUAAAACUUAAAAUAAUUUUUUACUAUAAACUUUCGGAUUUUCAAAGUCCGAAUUUCCAUGUUUCGGAUUAGGCUAAUCCGGUUCUAGUCAACUUUUAUUUUCGAACACUUAGAUUAUUUUUCUAAAAAAUAAAUAUUUUUUUAUUGUUGACUCUCGAAUUUGCGAAAUCUGACCUGAUUAGUUUAAAUUAAUUCUUUGAUUUAAUUUAAGUAAUUUUAGGUUAUUAAAGUCUGGAAUUACAUUAAUCCGAGUUUCAGUGGUCUCAGAUUUGCGAAAUCUGACUGUACGGUACUCUCGGAUUUGAUAAAUUUGAGAGAACUAGUGUUGUCCACCUAAUUUAGAUCCAUAUUAUUUUUGUCGAGAUCUUUUUUAAAUAAUUUUUUAGAUAAAAAACUCCCAAAAACUUAGUCCAUGGAUGGAAUUCGCUUGAUACUGGCAAGCAAAAACCAAUGGGUGAUACUUAGAAUACAUUGAACGAGAAGUAAUUCCAAAUCACAAGCUGGCUAGAGUUCAGAAAGAUGAAGUGAAACUGAUGUAUAGGAAGAACUCUAUACCAUGCUUUGUGUUGGGAAAUAAUUUGCUUUAUAAAUUACUUGGGAUACUUUAUUGUUGCGGUGAUUCAUUAUUUGGUCUAGAAAAACCAAUGUUGGAUUUACAUUUGGUGUUGCCAAUUCAGUUCCACCAUUUGGUUCUUUAGUUCAGGAGCCAUUGCAAGAAUUUGAAUGUUUGAUCUUUAAUUUAAAGCAAUUUUAGGAUAAUUUCAUUCAAUCUCCCAAAUCUCAUGGAUGAGACGCGAAAGUGGACUUUGUUAAAUAGCGUUUCACAAGUUCAUAGAGUCACCACAAAAGCAAACUUAAUGCACUUUAAGAAUGGUGUAAUGCAUUUUGUUAAGCCGAGAAUAAAAUUGGAACUUCUUGAGGAUUCGUCAAAAUCCGGGCUAUCACUUACCCUUUGCCGCACAAGGUGCGGCCACAAAGCCUAGUAGAAAGAAGAACGAGCAGUUGUAUUUCUCUUUUCCGCCCCCACAAAAACCGAGAAAAAAGGAAAAGAAAAUCCAAUCCAAAAUGACAAUACUAACUAGUAGUCUUUCUCCGACUCCUCCCGCCACCACCAAUUUCGGUUGCAGAUAUGGCGUCUCCUCCUCUUCCUCCUCCUCCUCCUCCAUUUCCUUCCUCUUCCCUGCUACUAAAAUCAGGUUAGCUUUUCCCUUUCUUCCCACUCAAAUUUACACUCUCUUCCAAAUUCUGAACUUUAAGAACCGCCGGAAUUGUGAAGAUGGGAAUGUCAUAAUUUCCAUUUGCUGUUUGCAGAUGCCAAUCCACAAGGACUCCUCCUCCUUCCCAGUUCCAGGAACAGCCGCCACCAAAGUCGAAAUUCAACUUAUUGGACACCGCCAGCAACUUGCUUACCAAUUUCUUGAGUGGUGGCCUAAUGGGUUCCAUGCCAAUCGCUGAAGGUGCUGUCUCUGAUCUCUUUGGCCGUCCCCUUUUCUUCGCUUUGUACGACUGGUUUCUUCAGUACGGUUCUGUGUAUAAAUUGGCCUUUGGACCCAAAGCAUUUGUUGUUGUAUCUGAUCCUAUUGUUGCCAGACAUAUUCUCCGCGAAAAUGCGUUUUCUUAUGACAAGGGAGUUCUUGCCGAAAUUCUAGAGCCAAUUAUGGGAAAAGGCCUAAUACCUGCGGAUCUUGACACCUGGAAGCAGAGGAGAAGAGUCAUCGCUCCCGGGUUCCAUGCAUUGUACUUAGAAGCCAUGGUCAAAGUAUUUACUGAUUGUUGUGAGAGAACGACUUUGAAGUUUGAACAGCUUCUUGAAGAAGAAGUGGGAAAAGGAGGGAAGAAGAUAGAAUUGGACUUGGAAGCUGAAUUUUCUAGUUUAGCACUUGAUAUAAUUGGGCUAGGGGUUUUCAAUUAUGACUUUGGUUCUGUUACAAAAGAAUCUCCUGUUAUUAAGGCUGUAUAUGGUACUCUAUUUGAAGCCGAACACCGAUCUACAUUCUAUAUUCCUUACUGGAAAAUCCCUCUAGCAAGAUGGCUAGUUCCCAGGCAGCGAAAGUUCCAAAAAGACAUCAAGUGUAUCAAUGAUUGCCUCGAUGAUCUUAUCAGGAAUGCAAAAGAGACGCGAGAGGAAGCAGAUGUCGAGCAACUACAGAAAAGGGACUACUCAAAUCUUAAGGAUGCAAGUCUCUUGCGGUUUCUAGUGGAUAUGAGGGGAGCAGAUGUUGAUGAUCGUCAGCUUAGGGAUGAUCUGAUGACAAUGCUUAUCGCUGGCCAUGAAACAACGGCUGCUGUGCUUACUUGGGCUGUUUUUCUUCUUGCUCAACAUCCUGACAAGAUGAAGAAAGCACAGGCAGAGAUAGAUUCCGUGCUUGGUGAGGGAAGAAUAACCUAUGAUAUAAUUAAGAAAUUAGAUUACAUACGGAUUAUCGUUGUCGAGUCUCUACGCUUAUAUCCACAGCCUCCAUUACUCAUUAGGCGUGCUCUGACAUCUGAUACAAUACCUGGAGGUCAUAAUGGUGACAAGAAUGGUUAUGAAAUCCCUGCCGGGACUGAUAUUUUUGUUUCUGUAUACAAUCUUCAUAGAUCUCCAUACUUUUGGGAUAGACCUAAUGAAUUUGAACCGGAGAGGUUUCUCGUGAAAAGGGUAGGUGAAGACAUUCAAGGGUGGGGUGGUUUUGAUCCAUCCAGAAGUCCUGGAGCAUUGUACCCUAACGAGGUUUCUUUCCCAAUUAUAUGCUUUCUCUUUUAGGCUCCCAGUAUGUUUAGCAACAUCUUUUUCUUAAUGUGAUUUUUCUUCGGAUUGGCAGAUUAUAUCAGAUUUUGCAUUUUUGCCUUUUGGAGGAGGGCCAAGAAAGUGUGUCGGAGACCAGUUUGCAUUAAUGGAGUCAACAAUCGCACUAGCAAUGUUGCUGCAAAAGUUUGAUGUAGAGCUUAAAGGAUUUCCAGAAUCUGUAGAACUAGUCACUGGUGCAACAAUUCAUACAAAAAAUGGAUUGUGGUGCCGGUUGAAGAAGAGGUCCCAUAUUUAGCCACAGAUUUUUGUUAUAAUUGAUUUUUGGCCUUUUUUUUUUUAGGUCCAACUCCAAGAGGAUGCUCGUGUUUAUCCUUUUUAGUAUAAAAUCAACUUGGAGAUGAAUAAUUAUUCUGAAAUGUAGCAUUUUGAAGGUCAAGCAACUGCAUCGUGUUGAUCGUAUAUCAUAUGUUCAUUUCAGAGGUUGGGCGAUAGUGGUUAUUGUGUAUUAUAUAUCCAUCUUAAAGGAUGGGAAUCCAACUUCAUAAUCUCAGGAUAUAACUUCACCAGUCACCACCUACAGGAAAGGUUCAUUUCUCCUCGUUCAGUAAAGAAGAAAAGCAUCUUUAUAAUUACUAGUAUUAUACUCGCACG